Camarhynchus parvulus is the source of this 1442-nucleotide messenger RNA. RefSeq names its product cortexin 1 (gene CTXN1). Bases 365 to 619 code for a protein of 84 amino acids. The record is from RefSeq and is a predicted model, not a curated record. NCBI's taxonomy places the organism in Eukaryota, Metazoa, Chordata, Aves, Passeriformes, Thraupidae. The transcript has 3 exons.
CCGCAAGCGCCGGCGGCGGCUCCGCUCCGCUCCCGGGCCGGGCAGGCUGCGCCGUGGAGAGGCGGCGGGGCCGGUCCGGAUGGGCUCGGGGAGCGGCGGAGCGGGCGCGGCCCCUGCCCGCCGCCCGGAGCGCAGCCCUGGAGAGCCGGAGCCCAGCUCGGUGACGGGGCUGUGUGGGCACAGCCUGGCCCUGCUCCUGUCCCCACGCAGCUGCAGCCAGGAGCUCUGGGCUCGCCCAGGAGCCGAUCCCGAGGGGUUGCCCAUGGAAUAGGCGCUUUUCCAGGUGCCUGGGCACACGAGAGGCUGAAGUUGGUCGCCCCGGGGCACCCGAACCUGCCCUGCCCUGGAGCCCCCGGCCUCUGCCAUGAAUGAUGCAUCCACCAUGGAUUAUGAACUGCUCUCCCCGUCCCUGGUGGAGCACCCCGCCGGCGCCGCGGGCAUGGAUGCCGAGCAGAAAACUGUCUUUGCCUUCGUCAUCUUCCUCCUGGUGUUCCUGGUGAUGCUGAUGGUGCGCUGCUUCCGCAUCCUGCUGGACCCCUACAGCCGCAUGCCCGCCUCCUCCUGGACGGACCACAAGGAGGGCUUGGAGCGGGGCCAGUUCGACUACGCCCUGGUGUGAGGGGAGCCCGGGCCGAGCUCCGGCCCCGCUCCCCCUCCAUCCCUCCCUCCUUCCCUCCCUCCCUCCGCAGGGAUGCUCCGGGCAGGGGGGCAAGCAGGGGGUCCGGCCCCGGGGAGGUUUUCUAGGGGUUUCUCUCUUUUCUAAGCACUUUUCAGUUCUCUCGGCAGCCCGCGGGACGCUGGGGGUUGGACGGGGGGCCUGGACGGGGACCCCGCUGCCCCCCGUGCCCCCGGGCACCGCGGACGGGGCAUGGCGGGACCUGCCCUCGGCCCGCGGGGCCCCUGGGCUGGGCUCUGCCCGGUGCCAGGCCCGAGCUUUGACCCCCGUGCCCCCGCUGCCCCCCGUGCCCCCGGCAGUGCCCCCGUGGUCAGUGCGUGUCUGUGUGUCCUGUAGCUGAGCUGUGUCCCUCAGGGGUUUCUCGGCACCGGCCCCCAGUGCUGGCUUUGUUCCCCCUCUGUGCCACUCCCGAGCCCCCCAAAAGGGAGGGGAGGGUGGAGACCCCCCCUGUGCAGCCCCCCUUGGCCUCCGGCCCUGUCCCUGCCCAGCUGGUGACACCGGGCUGGGCGAGGGGCAGUCCUGGCCUGGGGACACCAGGACGGGUCAGGGGUCCCCAAAACACCCGGGAGAGGCUCCUGGGGCAUCUCUGCCGGGGUGUCCGGCCCUUCCCGGGCUCUCCCAGGGCUCUGGAAGUGGCCGAGGGGCUGCCAAGGGCCGUGGUGGGCAGCGGGAGGGCCCUGCCAAGGGAUUUGGGCCCGGGGGGGAGGGAGAACCUCGCCCCCCUCCAUGGACGUGAAGGGAUUUGGAAAUAAAGCCGCACCGUGCC